AAAAGACUGCUUUGUGACUUCGAGUUCAUGUUUCCUGCAGUGCAGCCUAACACAUCAGACAAUCAACGCCAAGUGAACUUCAGAGUGCCACAACUUUCAUAUUCAUAUAUAGUACAUGCAAAAUCAGACUCAGAUGAAAACCAUGGAGGCAUUUCCUGGUGGAACCAACUUUUCCGUAGGGGAGACCGUCCGUGUCCGAGUGUCCGAGCAAGAACAGCGACGAGCGACAAUUUCCUUUCUAGAUGACGACACCGUGGAUUUGUUGCUCGAUGCGUCUCUGUCCCCAGAGCAGCAGCAGUACAGCCUAAGGCAAAGCACGACACAACAAGAGGACGAUAAAACGUUACAUUCUACUCCCACAAGAGUAAAUAUCGAUGGCGACGGUCCGAGCGACGAACUGUGUAAUAUUCCUGUUUCCAAGCUCACCCCACUUCUCGGGUUCGAGCGCGAACUGCUGGAGAUGCGGGAUCCAAAGAUUCGACGGAUCGAACAGAGUUGUGAAGAUGAACCAGAAGACCAAAACUAUUUAAACAAACGAUGGGAUCUUGCGUUCUUUCGCAAGCUGGUCAUCGGCGCGGCCAUGGGCGGAGGAGGUGGUGCGACGUCAUCCUCGAGCAGUCGAGAAAGUUGGUCAACGCAACACGUCCUUGCCGCCGCCUCGCGCAUCAAGGAGGACGGGAACCUUUUGUUCAAGAGACAGGACUACACCGCCGCAUUCGAGCACUACACGAUUGGCAUCGACGGCAUGAAGGUACUGCAGGUUUCGCCUGUAGAAGACCAGUCUUCCAAUUUUAUUCCGUCGUGCAUCCUCGUUCAGGACCCGACGGAUCCCGGGAGCCUGUGCCUCGCCAGCAGAAGCGCCGCGAGGAGUAAUAAAGGCGAGAAAAAUAAAGGCAUAAUCGUGGUCGAUCGGACGACCACCGGGGCGCUGUACCUGAACCGCGGCAGGUGUUUGGAGAAACUCGGAAAAUUUUUGGAAGCCGCACAGGAUUUCACCGUGGUCAUCGGCCUCUACAGUGAUUUGGUCCUCAGCAGCACAACAUCUUCACAGGGAUCCUGUGCUGCCGGAACAAAUAGUAGCGAAGACCCCCCGCCGGCGGCGUCGAAUGUUCUUGAUUUCGAAGUAACCGUCUCGCCGUCCGACGCGCGAGAGAAAGUGUCCAAAGCCUACUUCUUACGCGCGAAGACGAAGCUGGCCCGGAAGAAGUUCGACCACGCGCAGCGCGACGUGCAGAGCGGCAAGGAACUGUUGCUGAUGGACGGGAGACCUGAUCUUGAGUUUCGCAAGCUCGAACGGGAAAUCGUGAUCGCGCGAAAAUCCUUCGUCCAGGGUAACAAGAGCAUCGCCAGGGAAAUUGCGAAAUGGGCGGACAGUGCCUUGGACGACUUGAACGCGAACGGAGGAGGGGCUUCGGGUUCGUCGGAGGAUGUAAUCGCAUAGUGAAAAAUAAACACAAGAGAGCAUGCUUUCUUUGAGCAUUCAUGAUAUUGCUCGCCGUCGCCCGUGUGGUCUUGCAAAUGCGCUAUGCGAGAGACAUUUAGAUCGGCGACAGCGUCCUCGUCAUGCUGGUUGUAAAAGAUAAAGAUACCAGCGCUGCUAUACCAGCUCUGCUAUGCGUGGAAGAUUCGACGUUCGCCAAUUCAUGUGUCACCUCUUCUACGCGCAAGCGGCAAUAAGUGAAUCCACACGACGUAUCUGCGAAAGUAGUGCAAGCAGGGACUCGACACCGGUAUGAUGAUGUUCC
Amoebophrya sp. A120 is the source of this 1745-nucleotide messenger RNA. Lineage: Eukaryota; Dinophyceae; Syndiniales; Amoebophryaceae. The record is from the annotation of a GenBank genome assembly.